Aspergillus bombycis is the source of this 1236-nucleotide messenger RNA. Its product is annotated as aromatic ring-hydroxylating oxygenase subunit alpha. The transcript is spliced from 2 exons. NCBI's taxonomy places the organism in Eukaryota, Fungi, Ascomycota, Eurotiomycetes, Eurotiales, Aspergillaceae. Gene Ontology annotation, molecular function: iron ion binding; 2 iron, 2 sulfur cluster binding. The record is from RefSeq and is a predicted model, not a curated record. The coding region runs from base 1 to 1236 and encodes 411 amino acids.
AUGCCUUUCAAACCGAAAUCGCGAGGCCCCCUCUGCACCAGUCCUUAUACCGAUGGCAAGACUGAGCCGAUGCGGGCCCUCCCCGCCAGUUGGUUUACCUCGCCUGAGAUGUACGAGCUUGAGCGACGUGCCAUCUUCAGCAAGAAAUGGAUGUUGAUCACUCAUGAAGUACGUUUCCCGAGCUCCGGCGAUUGGAUCAGGUUCGAGAUUGCCGGCUACGAAUAUGUCAUUGCCAGAGACCGAAAAGGCGAAUUUCACGCAUUCCACAACACAUGUCGCCACCGUGCGUACGCUGUUGUCGAUAAGCCUUGUGGUCGGAAUCAGAUUCUGUCUUGCAAGUAUCACGGGUGGUCAUACGCCUUGGAUGGCAAGCUCACCAAAGCCCCAUGGUAUGACGAUAUGCAGAAUUUCGACAAGAGUCAAAACGGUCUCUUCAAGAUUCACCUGAGGAAGGAUAAACUCGGCUUCAUUUGGGUGAACCUGGAUGCGACUGAGAACCCGGAACCCUGGGAAAAGGAGUUUGAUGGCAUUGAUGUGCAGGACAGAUAUGACAAAUACAAUCUUGCGGACUACUUUUUCGAUCAUGAAUUCGAGAUUGACGCAGAGACUAACUGGAAGCUCUGCUCCGACAACUUUAACGAAUGCUACCAUUGCCCAACGUCCCACCCCACCAUCCCGACCUUGUUCGAUAUUGAGACUCUCACCCAAGAGUCCAAGGAUGGUCACGUCAUCUCCGUUACGGCACAAAACGAAGAGCAGAAGAGGGAUGGUCUCCAAAUUUGCACUACGUACUACUUUCCAAAUGCAUCCACCAACAUUCUCCCCAACUAUAUCAUGCUGCAGAGGUUUCUCCCGCAAUCGACUUCUCGAACCAAGAUGCACUACCAGAUUUUCCGCAACAAGAACGCCAGUCAAGAGCUCUUCGACAAGGUCGACACUCUCUACAAGCAGGUCAUGAACGAAGACAAGGGGCUUGCAUGUGGUGUCCAGAAGAAUAUGGAGCGUGGGUUGUUCAUCAAUGGGCUAAUGCACCCUCGCGUGGAGAGUGCCCCGCUGCAUAUGCAGGCAAAGGUCCGGGAGAUUGUGAAGGAGCAUGCAGAGCGGGAAAAGGCUGCCGGACGUCAGAUCUGGCCGGCUGCUCAAACACCGAGUGCAGAUGCCAUGAGCAAGGAUGAUGAGGCAUUCUGUGCAGGACUCGCAUGUGGACGUGCCCAGGCAGCUGAUAUCGCCUGGUGA